CCCAUUACGAAAACACAAGCGCAUAAAUGUCUCCCCGCGAUAUUUUCCUGAGAAAUGACUUCUACAAAUGAUGGAAAAGACGUGAAAAGUAAUCAUACGAGUGGCCAAAAAGGCAAAUCAUUUUACAUAGAACUUUACAAGUCUCUAGAUGGGCGGUUGAGCGGUGAGUGCGAGUUGAGUACUCGCACGCGGCACUUGUGCGAGGCGUGGCGCCGCGUGCACAGCUUAUGCCAGCACUCUGCCCCGACCACCCAUCCACAUCUACUGAGCUGGUUACAGCGACACACCGCGAGGACUAUACUGCAGUUUUUUUAUAAAUCAUAUAAGUUUCAAAACAGUUUAGAAUCUUCAUUAUUUUUAGAUCAACACGUCAGAUUAUACAAAUCUUUAAAAUUACACUCUGUUUAAACCUGAAUACAUUUAGGAUAGAGUUCAAAUCCACUGUGGUAACCUAAUGUGCGUGCAGCCGUGUGUACAUGACAAAACAUUUCACAGACGGAAUGGCAAUCACCGAAAAGUAAAGAUGAGCAAAAAAGCCUCGAAGGGGCGAUUGACGACUUCAUCGAGGAAAGCAGAGCGGCUAACUGCAACCGUGGCGGCGUCAGUCCACCAUGGGAGACGCAGCUGCAUCAACGCGGCGAAUGGUUCAAGAAGAUUCUCGCAAAUCCCUGGGGACACCCAGUUCUUCGGAUACUAUUGGAUCCGAGGGGGCAGAGACCGAAUGAUGAUGAAAGUAAGAUCAAACAUAUCAUUUCCUUAGGGUCAGUGUAAAUAUGACGAAAGAUCAGUCAAGGGGCUCGCAUAGGCAUGCGUUAGUAUGCGAUGGAUUAUCCGUAGAGUGUGUCAGUUUGAAUGUCAUUCAUAUAUUUGUCAGUUAUAACAUAGGUAUACAUGCUGCAAACGAUGAGAUGUGACAAAUCCUUUGUCAAAUGUGCACUGACCCUUAGGAUCUGGACCCUUAUAAGUGGCAUUUUAAUUAAUUAUAUUUUGCCAUUGUUAUCUUUAUGUCCUACAAUGGCUGAAGGAGGAACGCGGCGUGAUGUUUGUGACGCGGCUGCGUCAGCUCGCCGCGUCCAAAUGCGACGACUUAGCCAUGUCGCUAGUCACUGCGGUCAUGGAUCGCGUCCGAGAUUCCAUACACCUGCUGCCGGACAGCGAGCAAGCAGCCGAGGCUAUAGGUUUCCGUCGGAUACUCCGUUAGGGCGCUGCUUGAACCAUUCUGUUUGCAAAGUUUUAUCGCCCUGCGAAACUGAGCCUGCGCACUACAUGUUAGAUUUGGUUAUUGUAUGUUGUUCUGAACUAAAAGUGUCUUCCAUAGAUAAAUCCGCUACCAAAGAAGCUACAUUUGCGGUGGUGCUGAAGACUGAGGCUGGCUUCACUGUGGACGUGUGGGAACUGCUCACUGACAUUGAGUUUGUGCUUUUGCAUAAAGCCGACCGCAUGUCGAAAUGUAUUGAACUG
This is a messenger RNA of Diatraea saccharalis (sugarcane borer), 1461 nucleotides long. The record is from the annotation of a GenBank genome assembly. Lineage: Eukaryota; Metazoa; Arthropoda; Insecta; Lepidoptera; Crambidae.